AUGGCUUUCGUUCCACGAGGCAGAGGAGGUCCCCCCAGAGGUGGACGCGGCGGCGCCCCAGCCGGCCGUGGUGGUCGCGGUGGUCCCCGUGGUGGUGGUGGACGUGGUGGCUUUGGUGGUGGUCGUGGCGGUCCUCCUCGUGGACGUGGUGGUCCCAGAGGUGCUCCCCGUGGUGGUCGCGGUGGUGGAGCCAGAGGAGCCCGAGGUGGACAGAAGGUUGUUGUCGAGCCUCACCGUCACGCCGGUAUCUUCGUUGCUCGUGGCGCCAAGGAGGACCUUCUUGUCACCAAGAACUUGACUCCUGGUGACUCGGUGUACGGCGAGAAGCGCAUUGCUGUUGAGUCUCCUGCUGAGGGCGAUGCCCCUGCUGCCAAGACUGAGUACCGUGUCUGGAACCCUUUCCGGAGUAAGCUUGCUGCCGGUGUCCUCGGUGGUUUGGAUAAGAUCUACAUUAAGCCCGGAUGCAAGGUUCUUUACCUUGGUGCCGCUUCUGGUACCAGUGUUUCGCACGUUGCAGACUUGGUUGGCCCUGAGGGAACUGUUUAUGCCGUUGAAUUCUCCCACCGUUCUGGUCGUGACUUGAUUGGCAUGGCGACAAAACGUACCAACGUUAUUCCCAUUGUUGAAGACGCUCGUCACCCGAUGAGAUACAGACUGCUCGUUCCCAUGGUCGAUGUCAUCUUCGCUGAUGUCGCCCAGCCCGAUCAGGCCCGUAUUGUUGGAUUGAAUGCACACAUUUUCUUGAAGAACGAGGGUGGUGUUCUCAUCAGUAUCAAGGCCAGCUGCAUUGACAGCACAGCCAAGCCUGAGGUUGUCUUCGCUCACGAGGUCGAGCGUCUCAGAGCCGAGAAGAUCAAGCCUAAAGAACAACUCACACUGGAACCGUUCGAGCGUGAUCACUGUAUCGUGGCCGGUCUCUACACACGCUCCUAG
This is a messenger RNA of Talaromyces rugulosus, 933 nucleotides long. RefSeq lists its product as uncharacterized. Lineage: Eukaryota; Fungi; Ascomycota; Eurotiomycetes; Eurotiales; Trichocomaceae. Gene Ontology annotation, biological process: box C/D sno(s)RNA 3'-end processing; rRNA methylation. Bases 1 to 933 code for a protein of 310 amino acids. Gene Ontology annotation, molecular function: rRNA methyltransferase activity; RNA binding; histone H2AQ104 methyltransferase activity. The record is from RefSeq and is a predicted model, not a curated record. The transcript has 9 exons. Gene Ontology annotation, cellular component: small-subunit processome; nucleolus; box C/D methylation guide snoRNP complex.